Vicia villosa (hairy vetch) is the source of this 2629-nucleotide messenger RNA. RefSeq names its product mitogen-activated protein kinase kinase kinase 1-like. Gene Ontology annotation, biological process: protein phosphorylation. Gene Ontology annotation, molecular function: ATP binding; protein kinase activity. The transcript is spliced from 9 exons. Lineage: Eukaryota; Viridiplantae; Streptophyta; Magnoliopsida; Fabales; Fabaceae. Bases 155 to 1954 code for a protein of 599 amino acids. The record is from RefSeq and is a predicted model, not a curated record.
UUUGGUGAAGAUUUUUCCGUUUCCUUUUGCAACUUCGUUUACCAUCAUCUCUUGCGCAGUCUUGCUCUCAUUUUCUCUUCUGUUUUUUAUCCAAUUUAAAAGCGCUUUUUUUCAAACGCACGGUGCCGUUUUUAAAUGGACUUUUCCGCUACGAAUGAAUCACUUAUCUCGAAUUUUCGCUUAUAGAAAGCAACCAACGGAUAUGAACUCGAAGAAGAAGACUCCAAGGAAACAACAACCUAAAUUAGAACGGCGUAAUGCGGCGAAGAACUUCAGCUACGACGCUCAACCGACGUCGCCGGAAUCCUCUCCGUCGUCGUCGAUUCUCUACACUCGAUCCAUGGAUUUCUACGAUCGAACUAGCUUUCGAGUUGAAGGAGUUGAUGGUGAGUUCGAUAUUAUUUGUCGGAGCCUCGGGCUUAACGGACCGGAGGAUUUCUCGAUUCCGGCGGCGGCUUGGGAGGCGAUGAAGGUUCGAUCGGCGUCUGAUGUUUUACCGAGGUUGAAUAUUUCGGAAUUCGAUGAAGCCAAGGUGGAGGAUGAAAUUGUAGUAGCAGAGAUUGAUGAUAGGGUUCCGGUUUCAGUUAGAGAUUCUCCUGCUGAGACUAGCGGUUGUUGUAACAUAGGUGAUGGUGGUGGAAAAGAUAGGGUUCCGAUUAGGGGUUUUGAUGAGGUUAGCACCGGUUGUUAUACCGGCGGUGAAAAUAGGGUUCCGAUUAGGGAUGUUGAUGAGACGAGCGGUUGUUUGAAUACUGGCGGUGGAGGUAUUAAAGGAUGUAGACCUCCGAUGCUUAAGCCGCCACCAGGAGUUAGGGUUUCUAUUUUGGAUAACACGUGUUCCACGUGGGAUCUUCUGAGGGAAUUUGCUCCUGAAGGGGAAGGAAAAGGAAAAGAGAGAGAAGAGGAAGAGAAGAAAGAUGUAGAAGAAGAAGAAGAAGGGGAAGUGGGUGGUGGAAUAUUGAAGACAGAUGAGGAGGAAAGUGCUGAGAUUAUUGGUGAGUUUUCGAGGUCGUGUUCCUUCACUACCUUCACUACUUCACAAGAAGAUGAUUCAUCUAGCACUACAACAGAGCCCAGGUCCAAUAGUAUUUCUCCUAAUGUGAGAUUGAAACCUGUUAUCACUCCUGGUAGCUGGCAAAAGGGUGAGCUUUUGGGACGUGGUUCAUUUGGAUCUGUAUAUGAAGGAAUUUCUGAAGAUGGAUUCUUUUUUGCUGUCAAACAAGUUUCACUGCUUGAUCAAGGGAGUCAUGGAAAGCAAAGUGUCAUUCAACUGGAGCGCGAAAUUGCACUUUUGAGUCAGUUUGAACAUGAGAAUAUAGUUCGAUACAUUGGCACUGAAACGGAUGAAUCAAAUCUAUAUAUCUUUAUCGAGUUUGUAACCAAAGGUUCCCUUUUAAGCCUCUACCGGAGGUAUAAACUUCGAGAUUCCCAAGUAUCUGCUUAUACGAGACAAAUUCUGAGCGGUUUAAAGUAUCUUCAUGAUCGCAAUAUUGUUCACAGGGAUAUUAAAUGUGCAAAUAUAUUGGUUGAUGCAAAUGGAUCUGUCAAGGUUGCGGAUUUUGGAUUGGCAAAGGCAAUUAAAUCGAAUGAUGCUAAAUCAUGCCAGGGAACAGCAUUCUGGAUGGCACCAGAGGUUAUAAAAGGAAAAGUGAAAGGUUAUGGACUUCCAGCUGAUGUAUGGAGUCUAGGAUGCACUGUGUUGGAGAUGUUAACUGGGCAUAUUCCCUACCAUCCUAUGGAAUUUAUCCCUGCAAUGUAUAGAAUUGGAAAAGGUGAACUACCUCCAGUGCCUGAUUCUCUUUCAAGAGAUGCACGUGAUUUCAUCCUGCAGUGUCUUAAAGUUAAUCCAGAUGACCGUCCCACUGCAGCACAACUCUUAGAUCACAAAUUUGUCCAGAGGUCGUUCUCCCAGUCCUCUGGCUCUGCAUCUCCAUAUACUACGAGAAGAGGUUGAACUUGUCAUCUCCAUCAUUUUAACAUAGUUAAGGAAGAGGAUAAAGAGAACAAAAGACUUCCUAACUGGUUUCCGGUGGAAAUCUCCGAUGGCAAAGUACACCUAUGCAAACCAUUGCAGCAUGGGUUUUAUCUUCUUCAGUGGCUUAUUUGAUUAUUUAACUCUUGAUAACAAAUCUGUCAUUCAUUGGGUUUAAAAUGCCUCCAAUGUCCGGUCUUCAAGUUGUUAGAGUUGGACUAAAGGUUCAUUGUUGUAGCAAUUGUUGGUCGUGUUGUGCCUUUAGGUUUCAGAGUUUUGUUGGUUGUGUUGUAGCAUAUAUUUUAGGCAUUGUUUUGGCUCUAGGACUCCAGAGACCUGGCUUACCGGUUGGUGCAUGAAUAUCAUAUUUGAUAACUACGUUCAAUGUGUAUUAUGUAAUUAUUACUCAACCGUACUGUGUCUGUCAUAGCACAACAAAUUCUAUCAUCAACUAAAUGUAUAAGGUUGCCAGGGUCUUCUACCAAUUUGUAGGCUAAACUUCUGGGAGCGAUAGGAGCAAGAGUUGGUUGCUAGUUUUGUACAUGUUACUUCUGUAAGUAGGAAAUUAUCAGUGUGCAUUUUUAAUUCAUUAUUCCCGAACUUGUUUGUUCUUAUUGUCAACUUGGUUUCUUUUUGUUCAUUUUUAUGUUUUAAUCA